Messenger RNA from Sceloporus undulatus (fence lizard), 2769 nucleotides. RefSeq names its product myotubularin related protein 7 (gene MTMR7). Gene Ontology annotation, biological process: phosphatidylinositol dephosphorylation. Gene Ontology annotation, molecular function: phosphatidylinositol phosphate phosphatase activity. The transcript is spliced from 14 exons. Bases 268 to 2241 code for a protein of 657 amino acids. NCBI's taxonomy places the organism in Eukaryota, Metazoa, Chordata, Lepidosauria, Squamata, Phrynosomatidae. The record is from RefSeq and is a predicted model, not a curated record.
UGAUGUGCUUAUUCUGCCUGCCUGGGAUGCUGCUGCAAGGAAAAGCAUGGCAGCCAAGGCAGGAGGCGGCGCCAAGCCCUGACCUGCCAGAGCAUCAAAACAGAGGCACACACAAAACAUAAGACAUCAAGAUCUCUUCCCCCCCCCUCUAGUUCUUGCAUCCUCCCCAAUUCCUCCCUCCCUCUUUCCUUGCGUCUCUCUUUUUUCUGCCCUUUGCUGCCCAUUCCCUCCAUGCAUCCCUCUGGAGGAGCAUCAGGUGCAUGAGAAAUGGAGUACAUCCGCAUGCCCAAGGUGGAAAAUGUCCGCUUAAUUGAUGGAAUAUCUUCCAAAAGAGCUGCACCAGGAACUUUGUACCUAACAGCCACACAUGUCAUCUUUGUAGAAAAUGAAUCAGAUACUCGUAAGGAGACAUGGAUUCUUCACAGUCAAAUCUCCUCUAUUGAGAAACAGGCUACAACAGCUACUGGUUGCCCAUUGCUGAUUCGUUGCAAGAAUUUCCAAAAUAUUCAGUUCAUUAUGCCCCAGGAAAGAGAUUGCCAUGAUGUUUACAUAUCUUUAAUACGUCUGGCACGUCCAGUAAAAUAUGAAGAGUUAUACUGUUUUUCUUUCAACCCCAAAUUAAACAAAGAAGAGCGAGAACAAGGCUGGAAUUUGACCAACUUGAAGGAAGAGUAUAAUCGCAUGGGGGUUCCAAAUAAUUACUGGCAGAUCAGUGAUGUCAACAGAGAUUAUCGAGUGUGUGACUCAUAUCCCACUGAAGUAUAUGUGCCCAAAUCAGCCACUGCCCAUAUUAUUGUGGGAAGCUCUAAAUUCCGCAGUAGGAGGCGCUUCCCAGCACUUUCCUACUUCUACAAGCAGAAUAAUGCUUCUAUAUGCAGGAGCAGCCAGCCUCUCUCAGGCUUCAGUGCUCGGUGCCUUGAAGAUGAACAGAUGCUACAAUCCAUCAGAAAGGCAAAUCCAGGAAGUGAUUUCAUCUAUGUUGUUGAUACACGGCCCAAACUCAAUGCAAUGGCAAACAGAGCAGCUGGGAAGGGAUACGAAAAUGAGGACAAUUACUCUAACAUCAAGUUUCAGUUCAUAGGUAUUGAGAACAUCCACGUCAUGAGGAGCAGCCUCCAAAAAAUGCUUGAAGUUUGCGAACUGAGAUCUCCUUCAAUGAGUGAUUUCCUCUGGGGGCUAGAAAAUUCAGGCUGGCUGAAGCACAUCAAAGCAAUCAUGGAUGCAGGCAUCUUUAUCGCAAAGGCUGUGGCUGAAGAAGGUGUGAGUGUUCUUGUUCACUGUUCUGAUGGAUGGGACCGGACAUCUCAAGUUUGCUCUGUAGCAAGCCUUCUGUUAGACCCAUAUUAUCGAACUAUGAAAGGCUUUAUGGUAUUAAUUGAUAAAGACUGGGUUUCAUUUGGCCAUAAAUUUAAUCAUAGGUAUGGCAAUUUAGAUGGAGACCCAAAAGAAAUAUCUCCAGUCAUUGAUCAGUUCAUCGAAUGUGUUUGGCAGCUUAUGGAACAAUUUCCUUGUGCCUUUGAAUUCAAUGAAAGGUUUCUGAUCCAUAUACAGCAUCAUAUCUAUUCCUGCCAAUUUGGGAACUUCCUGUGCAACAGUCAGAAGGAGAGGCAAGAGUUGAAGAUUCAAGAGCGAACCUAUUCACUUUGGGCUCACUUGUGGAAGAACCGUGUUGAUUAUGUGAAUCCUCUGUAUAGGGAAGACCAUAAUAGGACCCUGCAUCCAAAGUCAGCCCCCUGCCAUUUUAUCUACAAGUUCUGGAGUGGAAUGUAUAACCGCUUUGAAAAAGGGUUGCACCCUCGGCAGUCUGUUACAGAGUACUUGAUGGCAGUAAAAGAAGAAACACAGCAAUUAGAGGAAGAGCUGGUGGUCCUAGAAGAGAGGUUGGCAAAGCUUACAAAAGUGCAAUUAAAUAAUGGUGAAGCAAAGACAAAACAACAAUAUGGAAGCACCGGCUUUGGACACUCUACCUCUAAUGACAGCAUAGCCAAUACUCCCCAAGACUAUACUGGCAAUCUAAAAUCAUUUCCCUCCCGGAGUCCUUCUCAGGGAGAUGAAGACUCAGCCCUGAUUCUUACACAAGAUAAUCUGAAAAGCUCAGAUCCAGAUCUUUCAGCCAACAGUGAUCAGGAAUCAGGGGUGGAGGAUAUGAGCUGUCGAUCACCUAGUGGAGGGGGAUGUUUGCCCAGUGAAGAGAGCGCCAAAGAUCGAGAUUCAGAUGAAGCUGUUUGCCUCACUGUCUGAAAUGGCAGCUGGUCAGUAGGUAAUAGAAGGUUGUCUGUGUAAAGUCCAAAGAACAGGAGCUCUGCACUUAAAAAGCCCCUAUGUAACAAAGUUGUAAACAACGUUAAACAGGAAAUAACCUCUCAUAUUUAGAACAAUCAUGUACUUACUGAAUUGCCUUCAUCUAAUGUUAUUAGUCCACAUAACCAUGUGAAAUAUUUAUAUUUUAUUUCUUUGAUGUUUGAUCAGUGCUUAGUUUAUCAAUCAUACUAUCUUUCCAAAGACUCAUCAAAAGAACAUGUUUAUGUAAACCAUGCCAAAAAAAACCCCAAAACCCUCACACAUCUGAAUGCAAACUUUCUCCUCUACACCAAUAUAUAUACUGUAUAUCAAAAACAAGCAAAUGACUUAUGAAAAUAUUUCUUCCUUGUCUUGAAUUCUUGGAAGAUUUAAUAGCUUUGUCAUUUAUGUAUUUAAAAUAUUGCUGGACAAAGGUGAAGUCCAUUUAGUGAUGAUCAUUGCUGAGCACAGAAAAUUAAAAGUUAAAAC